Molecule: messenger RNA, 1384 nt
Organism: Eufriesea mexicana
Lineage: Eukaryota; Metazoa; Arthropoda; Insecta; Hymenoptera; Apidae
Product: sarcoglycan delta
Exons: 4
Coding region: 92-1099 (335 amino acids)
Biological process (GO): heart contraction
Cellular component (GO): membrane; sarcoglycan complex
Source: RefSeq, a predicted model, not a curated record
UCCUGGGGAGCGACGUCUCUCGUGUUUACCAUAUCAAAACUCGUCCGGCGAAAAGGGACGAUGUUUCAGCUAACUCGUUUGUGUUUUCAGGAUGUCUCGAGGGCAGGCAGGCUGGUCGGAUGAGCCGUGCACGUCGACUGGCGGUCGAAACGUGCGACAGUCGGCGGGACCAUCGUCGAGGACGACCCCUCCGAUCCUCGAGGACCGCACUUCCGGCACCGCGUCCUGUAAAGGUGGAUUCAGGUUAGGGGUUUACGGUUGGAGGAAAAGGUGUUUGUACUCUGUGGUGCUCACUUUGAUGGUGAUCGCGAUCCUGAAUCUCGCGCUCACCGUGUGGCUGCUCAAAGUCAUGGGAUUUAGUUCGAAGGGAAUCGGCUCCCUGAAGGUGGUGCCCGGAGGGAUCGAGCUCAGAGGUCAGGCCGCCGUACUGGAUGCCCUGGUGGCCUCCAGCCUUAGAUCCAGACAGGGAAAGAAUCUGGUGCUCGAGUCGUGGAGCAACUUCACCGCGUCGGCCAGGUCGCACGAUGGCCGAUUACUCGCCCGAUUCACCGUCGGCGAGGACCGCGUGGACUGCGUGUCGAGAGGCUUCCGGAUAACCGACCCUCGAGGAGGAAUUCUCUUCUCGGCGGACAGGGAGCAGGUGGUGGUGGGAGCGGAGAUGCUAAGGGUAACCGGCGACGGGGGUGCCGUUUUCCAGGGCAGCGUUCAAACGCCUCUGGUCAGAGGGGAAUCGGGCCGUGGCCUCAGACUCGAGUCAGCGACCAGAUCUCUCAAGAUCAGCGCGCCUCAACGAGUGGUGAUCGAGUCCUGGGCCAACGAGAUCUCAGCUUCCUGCCUAACAGACCUGAAGCUUCAAAGCGUACACGGCGCCAUCAAGCUGGACGCGAAGACCCUGUUCAUGAAAGGGCUGAAGAUUGCCAGUCCGAGCCAAGGUCACUCGUCGAGAGAGCAACAGCAGCAACAGCAGCACUCGUCCAGGACGUCCACUCACCAGAGUCAAAGAGACACGACCAUCUAUCAGUUGUGUGCCUGUGCUAACGGCAAACUGUUCCUGGCCAGGUCCGAGGGAACCUGUCAGGCGGAUAAAUCGAUUUGCUAAUACCAGACUCGAGCUAGAAGCGAAUCGAUGUUGAAAAAUGUAAUGAACGAGCCUCGCAACAGAAGACACCGGUUCUUCCUUGGGGCGCGACAUAACGAUGACCGGAACAACCAGCUGGUGAUCGGAAUUGUCGCGGGAAGUUGUAGACAUCCAUGCAGGUGGCGGUGUACGAUAAUCGAUGUCCCGAAAUCGCCCGAGGCCUUUCGCUUUUCGCUGGUGUUUCCGUUCUAGAGCGACGCGUGGACGCCGGUUCCCAUCGCGUUUAGAACCGCGUUCGCUGUUUUA